AUGGAGAGCAGACAAGCAGGCAAGAGGAAGGGCUCGGGGUUCACUGACACCUAUCCUGAGACAGUCAGCUCCACAGCCGAUGUUGAAGUUUCCCUCUAUAAGAAGUUCCCCAAUGUACCUGGACUGGCUGGGGGCUCAUUGCUCUCUCCCGUUGCCGCUUCCUCCCUGCACACAGCCGCCACCCCUACCCGUCGGCGGCACCGGACUACCUUCAGCCAGGACCAGCUAGACCAGCUGGAGGCAGCAUUUGUGAAAAAUCAUUAUCCUGACAUUUACUGCCGGGAGGAGCUGGCCAGGGUUACCAAACUCAAUGAGGCUCGCAUUCAGGUCUGGUUCCAGAACCGGCGAGCAAAACAACGAAAGCAGGAACGGGCCCUGCCUAAACCAGGCACCCCCAGCGUCUUCUCUGCCUGCCCCAUGCCUGCCCCUGCACCCCGACAGUACCAAUAUCCCCCCACUCUGGGGUCACAUCAUCACCUGCCCCGCUUCCCUUCCACCUACACCCUGCCACCCCCACCUCCCUCUGGGACUUCUGCCCAGUUUCCUUGUCCUGUGACCCACCACCCUCAAACCUCCCGUACGCAUGAAGACUGGUACAGCCCAUUGCGUGCCAUUGGUUCCCCCACGACUGCUCCACCACCUGCCAUGAUCUCUCUGAGUCUUGACCCCAGCACCCACUGGAACUGA
Messenger RNA from Elgaria multicarinata webbii, 687 nucleotides. Its product is annotated as homeobox protein prophet of Pit-1-like. Lineage: Eukaryota; Metazoa; Chordata; Lepidosauria; Squamata; Anguidae. The record is from RefSeq and is a predicted model, not a curated record. The transcript has 3 exons. Gene Ontology annotation, molecular function: DNA-binding transcription factor activity, RNA polymerase II-specific; DNA binding. The coding region runs from base 1 to 687 and encodes 228 amino acids. Gene Ontology annotation, biological process: regulation of DNA-templated transcription; pituitary gland development.